Brassica oleracea var. oleracea is the source of this 882-nucleotide messenger RNA. RefSeq names its product basic endochitinase CHB4-like. Lineage: Eukaryota; Viridiplantae; Streptophyta; Magnoliopsida; Brassicales; Brassicaceae. Gene Ontology annotation, biological process: carbohydrate metabolic process; cell wall macromolecule catabolic process; chitin catabolic process. The record is from RefSeq and is a predicted model, not a curated record. The transcript is spliced from 2 exons. Gene Ontology annotation, molecular function: chitin binding; chitinase activity. The coding region runs from base 34 to 798 and encodes 254 amino acids.
UAUUCCUUAUCAACCACAGAUAAUAACCAAAACAUGGCUUUCACAAAAGUUUCCUUAGUAAUUUUCCUUUCCCUCUUUGGUUUAUACUCUGUAACCGCCAAGACUCAAAAAUGCGGUUGCGCUCCAAACCUCUGUUGCAGUCAGUUCGGUUCUUGCGGUACCAACGAUGCUUACUGCGGUGCUGGAUGCCGUUCAGGUCCUUGUAGAAGCAAUAUUAGAACCCCAAACGGCGGUGGAUCGGUCAGUAGCAUUGUGACACAGCAGUUCUUUAACAACAUUAUACAAAAAGCCGGUAGCGGCUGCGCCGGAAAAACAUUCUACACUCACGACUCUUUCAUUAACGCCGCUAAUACUUUUCCCAACUUUGGUAAUUCCGUUACUAGACGUGAAAUUGCUACCAUGUUUGCUCAUUACUCUCAGGGGACUGGACACUUCUGCUACAUACAAGCAAUAAAUGGAACGUUACGACGUGAUGCAUGCCAGGAACCUCAGCGACAAAUAUCAUGCCAUCCUCCUGGCAUAGGCUACUUCGUUCGUGGUGAACGUCUCAAUAUCGACCUUCUCCGUCAGCCUGAGCUUGUUCGUAGCAACCCAACUCUAGGUUUCAAAACAAGUUUGUUGUUUUGGAUGAAUAGCGUAAGGCCAGUACUCAACCAAGGAUUUGGAGCAACCAUAAGAGCUAUCAAUGGAACUGAAUGCAACGGUGGGAAUUUGGUUGCAGUCAAUGAAAGGAUUAGGUACUACAGAGAUUAUUGUGGACAGCUUGGUGUAGACCCUGGUUCUAACCUUAGUUGCUAAAACACGCGUGUUACUUUAUAAUGCAAAUGCCAUAUGGAACGAUAUGAUAUGAUAUGAAUAAAAGUAUGUACUUUAUGUUGGAUU